UCACGAAUUAGAAGUGUCAUGGGUACCUUCGUGAUGCUACCUUUUUUGUUAUAGAUUUGUUGCGCGCAAAAAAAACAUGUGUGUGCUUUUCUUGCUUGCGCUGUUUCUUUUGUCUUUCUUUUUCUAUCGUUCGUUCGGGUUCAGCCUCUCGUUGUUCCUUAUCCGGUUUCGUUCGGCGUUCGGUGAUUCUUUUUUCACGCUGAUUUCUGGAGUAAAGUGGAAGAUUAUUAUUAGAUUCAUGGGUACGUACCUCGUUGUGUUUGAGCAGCGCUCAUGGCUCACGGCUAUUCUAGAUACAAUAAGGGAGUCGCAAAAUAAAUCGACGGACCGGUUACCUAUUGCAUCAACAUCUCCUCCUCCGCUGUUCAAUAGUGAAAAAGCUUCCUUGAUAGAUUCCAGACCAAUUCAAAAAUUGCCGGUGAUGCCAGGGAUUCCAUCAAAAUUGCAGUUAGGAAAGCAUACAGGACCAUCAUCAUCCUCACACUCCCUUCCAACCCGAACACUGCCGGUAAAGCCAGAGAUUCUAUCAAAAUUGCAGUUAGGAAAGCAUACAGGACCAUCAUCAUCCUCACACUCCCUUCCAACUCGAACACUGCCGGUCACGCCAGUGACGGUAACGCCAACAAAAUUGCAAUCAGGAAAACAUACAGUACCAUCAUCAUGCUCCCCUACUCCUAUAUUUGAUCAAAACUCUUUACUUAAUUCUCCACGUCUUAUCCAAAAAUCCAUAGCAUCAAAGAAGUCACAAAAAAGAUCUUCAACAUCGCUUAGUUUUGAUCCUCCACAAAAAAAAGUUGCAUGCGUGACCAAUCCUUGUUCUCCUACUAGUAAUUCCUUAAACAAUACUGCGACCAUUUCUUCGCUCCAAGCUAAUCGAAUAGAGCGAAAGCUGGAUGUAAUAUGCGAAGCAUUACGAGAAAUAACUCCCGAAAUCCGCAUAAUAAUGAAUAGCGUUUGUGCCAAAGAGCAUACUGUGCCACAUAACUUUGACAUUGAAAAAAUAUGGAACGAAUCUUCUCUUAUUGAAUUUAACAGUCGAUUAGAAAAAGAUACGUUGUUUAUGGGCCACACAAUAACACAACUAGAAUUGAACUAA
This is a messenger RNA of Anopheles funestus (African malaria mosquito), 1096 nucleotides long. RefSeq lists its product as uncharacterized. The transcript is spliced from 3 exons. Bases 77 to 1096 code for a protein of 339 amino acids. Lineage: Eukaryota; Metazoa; Arthropoda; Insecta; Diptera; Culicidae. The record is from RefSeq and is a predicted model, not a curated record.